UCGGUAUAAGGGUACCGUAAAAUCCCUCACCGCAACAAAACUCCCGAAGAAAAGCUCGGAGAGGGGGAAGGCGGUGAGGAACGAAGCUGCUGAUCGGCGUCGAUGGAUUCUCUGCUGGAGGAGGCGAACCUCAAGUUCGCGUGGCUCAACUUCGCCUUCGCGAGGGACGAUCUCGAAUCCUGCGUCACCCUGCUCUUAGAGCUCAAGAUUCUCCUCAUCAAGUUUCCUAGCCUUCCACCAUCAUUUGAGAAGACACCUAAUGCAGUCAAGGAGCUAAAACUCGCAAGGGCUGUAUUCGAGUUUGGUGUUAUCUUGAGCAUGAAAAUUAAAGACUACGAUGCAUUUGAGAGGAACUUAUUCCAACUAAAAGCUUUUUACAUGGAUACAUGUGGCAUGAUCCCACCCUCGCCUGAGGAAUACCCAAUUUUGGGACUCAAUCUCAUGAGGCUGUUGGCUGAGAACAGAAUAGCUGAAUUCCACACUGAGCUGGAACUUCUGCCCCUGAGAGCCCUAGACCAUCCUUGCAUCAAAUAUGCAGUGGAGCUUGAGCAAUCCUUUAUGGAAGGUGCCUACAACCGAUUAAUCAAUGGUAAAAAAGCUGUGCCACAUGAGACAUACCUCUACUUUAUGGACUUCUUUGCUGUAAUUAUUAGGGAAGAAAUAGCUGAUUGCUGUGGUCAGGCAUAUGAUCACUUGCCAUUGAGUGUUGCCACAAAAAUGCUGAUGUUUCCCUCUGACCAACAGCUUCUGGAGUACAUAUCAGAGAUACGACAUGAAUGGAAGUACGAGCGUGGUUCAGUACUAUUUCACAUGGCCAAGGACCAACCUCAUGUCUGCAUACACUCACUUCGGCUGAUCAAGCAAGCUAUUUGUUAUGCUGAGGAGCUGGAGCAGAUAGUCUGAUUUGCAAAGCAAGAUGGGUUAUGUGAGAUGUAGGGUAGUCUGAAUGCAACCACUACUAUGUUCCUUGAUUUGUUUUUGUCUUGAGGCGCUGGAAUCAUAAAACUUGGUCGAGAACGCUUCAGCUGAUCAAGCAAGCUCUUCAUUAUGCACAGAAGCUGCACGUGUAGUCUGAUUUGCAAAGCAAGGUGGAUUCUGUGAGGCGUAGGGUAGUUUGAAUCUCACCAUUACUAUGUUUCUUGAUUUGCCUUUGUUUGAGGCGCUGAAAUGACAGAACUUAUGUCUGUAACGCACAUCAUGGCUGCUUGACAUGCUGAAAACAAUACGAGUUUUUCUGGUCAUCGUCCAGACUGAGAUGAAACA
Molecule: messenger RNA, 1263 nt
Organism: Brachypodium distachyon (stiff brome)
Lineage: Eukaryota; Viridiplantae; Streptophyta; Magnoliopsida; Poales; Poaceae
Product: 26S proteasome non-ATPase regulatory subunit 8 homolog A
Exons: 6
Coding region: 103-903 (266 amino acids)
Biological process (GO): proteasome-mediated ubiquitin-dependent protein catabolic process
Cellular component (GO): proteasome regulatory particle; proteasome regulatory particle, lid subcomplex; nucleus
Source: RefSeq, a predicted model, not a curated record